UAUAUUGAUUAAAAAUAAGGCAACACUAUAAGUCCAUUUUAACAUUCUACAUUGCUGCAUAUUAUAAAUUGUUUACUACUUAUAAGAAUUUGUAAAAGAAGAAUAUAAUGAACUCACCUAUUUAAAGUUUCAUCAUCCAUUAUAUUCCAGUUUGGAAAAGACUUCAUUUUAUAUUAAUAAUGGGAGAUCCAGAGUUGAUAGCAUUGAAGAAUUUAAGAAAGGAACUUCUUGUAAAGGCUUGUAACUUACUUGAAAAGUUAAAGAAGCAAGAGACUGGUUACAAGGAUUUUGUUGUGAUAGAGGAACCAGAUGCCAUGAAGGAAAAUAAUGUAAAAAAAAAAGUAGAACACAAUGAGCAUAAAGCUUGUGAAAUUUCUAGAAAAGUUUCCAAUUUAACAUUUGAAAAUAUAGAUAGAAAAUGGUUAAAGGAUAAUUCUUAUAAUUACACAGCCUUAGUAGCAACAAACUGUUUAAAAUUUCAUGUUGCAUUAUUAGUAACACUAGAGGAAGAAGAAAAAUUUGAAAUUUGUGGUAUAACAUGUAAUUAUAUUGACAUUAGUAAAUGUUAUACAUUAGAAAUUGAUCCAUGGAUUCAAACGAUAUCUGAGUUGAAGAAUUUUUCGCUUCUAACAUCUGUAAUGGUACACUAUAGUGAACAAAGUACAUUCAGAAAGAUGGUUAUAAAUAAUUUGAAAAAUGCAAAAUACAUAAGUGAUGAACCAUGUACAUAUAAUAAUGGUGGAAUUUUGAUAUAUGUUCAGUCACCUGAAAAUGAUGAACUAAAAUAUUUAAAGAUUCAGUGGUCAGUAGUAUUUGUAGAAGAAGUCUGGAAAAUAGAACAUUAUUUUGUUAUAAAUGCUCUAGAAGCAGGUCAUACCUUUGCAAAAGAAAAAGUGGAAUUACUAAAAGCGCUUUGUAAACCAAAGCACACACAACAGAAUCUCAUUAAUCUAUGGGAAAGAUUAUGUUCUGCUGUUAAUUUAUAUGAAGGUAGAGACGAAAAUCAAACGAAUAUUAUUUCUAAAUAAUCUGUAUAAAUGUAUAUUCAUUAUUAUAAAAAAUUAUAAUAAAUAUGUUUUGGAUAUA
Megachile rotundata (alfalfa leafcutting bee) is the source of this 1086-nucleotide messenger RNA. RefSeq lists its product as uncharacterized. The record is from RefSeq and is a predicted model, not a curated record. NCBI's taxonomy places the organism in Eukaryota, Metazoa, Arthropoda, Insecta, Hymenoptera, Megachilidae.